AUGUGGCAAGUGAACGGUGGUCAGUACAAAGAAGGCAACAGCAUGGCCGCCAUCGUCAAAAAGGACAACACCCUGAUGGUCCUCAGCUACUUAACCGUGACUGGACAGCAGUACAACAGUGCAGAAAUCACUUGUGCUGUCAAAGACGCCAACAUGCAGAAUGACUUCCAGCCGAGAACGAGCUCACCAUCUAAGACAAACUCUCCACCAAAGAUCAGAGUGUUAGAAUUUGGCCAAUCCAUAAUGUGUAUCAUUGAGGACUUCUACCCAAAGACCCUCAGUAUCAAGUGGAAAAAGAAUGACCGUGAAGUCAGAGGCCGAGACUGGAAAACCACAGAAAAUGACUCGGGGUCUUACAGAGCGGUCAGUGUCCUUGAUGAAAAUAUGGCAUCUUCGAGUCCGGGAACCAAAUACACCUGUGAAGUCACACAUGGGGGCAGAACAUACUCAGAAAAUCUGUCAUCUAGAGUUCAGUCAUCUCUGAAAAUCUAUCCACCACAAGCAAAGGACCUGUUUAUAAACAGAAAAGCAGUAAUCGAGUGUGUCUUAAGUGGUGAUAGUAGGAAGGAGGUGGAAGGAGCAAAAGUGUCAUGGACAGUUGGAGGCCGGAACCCAGCAACUCGUGAUGUUCGUGUUGGUGGUUUUACACAGGCAGGAUCAGCAUUUACCAAAACUAGCACACUGACCCUUGAAGAGUCAGCCUGGUUUUCAGACAAACGUCCCUCUAUUAUCAUUUAUAAGCCUGAUAAGUCUGUCAGUGACUCUGACACAGUGUCCCUGGUUUGUGAGGUCAGCAGCUCUGAUCAUGCGAAUGUGUAUGUCAUGUGGCAAGUGAACGGUGGUCAGUACAAAGAAGGAAACAGCAUGGCCACCACAGUCAAAAACGACAACACACUGAUGGUCCUCAGCUACUUAACCGUGACUGGACAGCAGUACAACAGUGCAGAAAUCACUUGUGCUGUCAAAGACGCCAACAUGCAGAAUGACUUCCAGCCGAGAACGAGCUCACCAUCUAAGACAAACUCUCCACCAAAGAUCAGAGUGUUAGAAUUUGGCCAAUCCAUAAUGUGUAUCAUUGAGGACUUCUACCCAAAGACCCUCAGUAUCAAGUGGAAAAAGAACGACCGUGAAGUCAGAGGCCGGGACUGGAAAACCACAGAAAAUGACUCGGGUUCUUACAGAGCGGUCAGUGUCCUUGAUGAAAAUAUGGCAUCUUCGAGUCCGGGAACCAAAUACACCUGUGAAGUCACACAUGGGGGCAGAACAUACUCAGAAAAUCUGUCAUCUAGAGUUCAGUCAUCUCUGAAAAUCAGUCCACCACAAGCAAAGGACCUGUUUAUAAACAGAAAAGCAGUAAUCGAGUGUGUCUUAAGCGGUGAUAGUAGGAAGCAGGUGGAAGGAGCAACGGUGUCAUGGACAGUUGGAGGGAACCCAGCAACUCGUGAUGUUCGUGUUGGUGGUUUUACACAGGCAGGAUCAGCAUUUACCAAAACUAGCACACUGACCCUUGAAGAGUCAGCCUGGUUUUCAGGUACAGAAGUGAUUUGCUACACUUCAGUGGACCAAAGAACAAUCUCUGACAAAAUCAGGGUUAAAAAAGGAGGCAAACGUCCAUCUAUUAUCAUUUACAAACCGGACAAGUCUGUCAGGGAUUCUGACACAGUGUCUCUGGUUUGUGAGGUCAGCAGCUCUGAUCAUGCGAAUGUGUACGUCAUGUGGCAAGUGAACGGUGGUCAGUACAUGGAAGGCAACAGCAUGACCAACAUCAUCAAAAAUGACAACACACUGAUGGUCCUCAGCUACUUAACCGUGACUGGACAGCAGUACAACAGUGCAGAAAUCACUUGUGCUGUCAAAGAUGCCAACAUGCAGAAUGACUUCCAGCCGAGAACGAGCUCACCAUCUAAGACAAACUCUCCACCAAAGAUCAGAGUGUUAGAAUUUGGCCAAUCCAUAAUGUGUAUCAUUGAGGACUUCUACCCAAAGACCCUCAGUAUCAAGUGGAAAAAGAACGACCAUGAAGUCAGAGGCCGGGACUGGAAAACCACAGAAAAUGACUCGGGUUCUUACAGAGCGGUCAGUGUCCUUGAUGAAAAUAUGGCAUCUUCGAGCCCGGGAACCAAAUACACCUGUGAAGUCACACAUGGGGGCAGAACAUACUCAGAAAAUCUGUCAUCUAGAGUUCAGUCAUCUCUGAAAAUCAAUCCACCACGAGCAAAGGACCUGUUUAUAAACAGAAAAGCAGUAAUCGAGUGUGUCUUAAGUGGUGAUAGUAGGAAGCAGGUGGAAGGAGCAACAGUGUCAUGGACAGUUGGAGGGAACCCAGCAACUCGUGAUGUUCGUGUUGGUGGUGUUACACAGGCAGGAUCAGCAUUUACCAAAACUAGCACACUGACCCUUGAAGAGUCAGCCUGGUUUUCAGGUUCAGAAGUGAUUUGCUACACUUCAGUGGACCAAAGAACAAUCUCUGACAAAAUUAGAGUUAAAAAAGGAGGCCCCGCCUCCCAAUGA
Messenger RNA from Colossoma macropomum (tambaqui), 2511 nucleotides. RefSeq lists its product as uncharacterized. The transcript has 10 exons. The coding region runs from base 1 to 2511 and encodes 836 amino acids. The record is from RefSeq and is a predicted model, not a curated record. NCBI's taxonomy places the organism in Eukaryota, Metazoa, Chordata, Actinopteri, Characiformes, Serrasalmidae.